CGACGUUGUUUUUUGUCUCACAGUUUUUGAAAGCGGGCAGUUUGACCGUCCACGUUUUUCGGCGCCGUUUAAUCUUAGGGAUAAUGGUAAAGUACUCGUGGGAACCCAAGGAUGAGGAUGAAGGUAAAACUUGCAAAGCAAGGAUCCCAUAUCUAAGGACCCAUUUCAAAAACAUGCAUGAGUGUGCUUGUGCAGUGAAGGGGAUGACUCUCCAGCGAGCUCAAACUUAUUUGAAAAAUGUCAUUGAGAAGAAAGAGAUUAUUCCUUUCCGACGAUUUAAUGGUGGCGUUGGUCGUCAUGCUCAGGCAAAAGUCUGGAAAACAACUCAGGGUAGAUGGCCUAAGAAGUCUGCUCAGAUGCUUCUUCAGCUUCUGCACAAUGCAUUCAGCAAUGGUGUAUACAAAGAUAUAAAAGGAGGAGAAGCCAGUCGUUUGUAUAUCAAACACAUCCAGGUCAACCAAGCACCUAAAAUGCGACGUCGUACUUAUCGUGCCCAUGGUCGUAUUAAUCCUUACAUGUGUUCACCAUGUCAUGUAGAAGUCAUACUUGCUACGAAAGAUGAUAUUGUCCCUAAGGUCCCUGCAGCUGCACCACAGUUAGUAAAGAAGAAGGAAUCUAAGAAAAAGAUGAAGAAACAACUAAUGAAGGAGAGUGCUGGUUUUUAAUUAUCUUAAUAUACAUGAUGGAUAAUUC
This is a messenger RNA of Schistosoma spindalis, 693 nucleotides long. NCBI's taxonomy places the organism in Eukaryota, Metazoa, Platyhelminthes, Trematoda, Strigeidida, Schistosomatidae. The record is from the annotation of a GenBank genome assembly.